Messenger RNA from Bacidia gigantensis, 576 nucleotides. RefSeq lists its product as uncharacterized. The transcript is spliced from 2 exons. Bases 1 to 576 code for a protein of 191 amino acids. The record is from RefSeq and is a predicted model, not a curated record. NCBI's taxonomy places the organism in Eukaryota, Fungi, Ascomycota, Lecanoromycetes, Lecanorales, Ramalinaceae.
AUGGUUUUGAUGGCGAGUGCUAAUUCUGCAAACCCAUACGAUGAUUAUCGGUCUCCAGAGGUUGAGCAAGACCUCAUCGAUUCAAAUAAUGAGGGUGGACAAGACAUCACUAAUACACACGCAGCAGACGAUGGCAAUCUCGAUCGACAGGUGCAGUCCGACUCGGAUCGUGCCCCACUGACCGGUAACAUACAAUCCACCUCACGCAAUCCUUUACCUCAAUCAUACCUCAAUUCGUCAAUACCAGGCGAAGACCGUCGCGCCGCUGCAAAUACAAUCGAUGAAUCAGUAUGGGAAACAUUGUCGCGUGAUCUCAUAGCUGUCUGGGAGAAAAUGCGGCAGGUACUGUGGCCUAAGUACCUGCUCGGCGGGAUACUUCAGCGAGGAGGUGGGAUUGGAGCUGCAGAAAGAGGCGAGGGCGACGGGCUUGCUGGAAGCUUGAGGGGCGUGGCUGGUCGAUGGCCAGAUGCGGAUAUUGUACUUCAGGGUGGCAUGAGUGAGGGCUUACGAGAUUGGGACCUAUGGUACUUUGGCAAAGCAUUCCUAGAGCUUCACCCUUCAUUGACAUCUGACUAG